Messenger RNA from Otolemur garnettii (small-eared galago), 4501 nucleotides. It is a transcript of the gene DYNC1LI2, whose product is annotated as dynein cytoplasmic 1 light intermediate chain 2. The record is from RefSeq and is a predicted model, not a curated record. Gene Ontology annotation, cellular component: cytoplasmic dynein complex; centrosome. The coding region runs from base 172 to 1647 and encodes 491 amino acids. Gene Ontology annotation, molecular function: dynein heavy chain binding. Gene Ontology annotation, biological process: microtubule cytoskeleton organization; microtubule-based movement. The transcript has 13 exons. Lineage: Eukaryota; Metazoa; Chordata; Mammalia; Primates; Galagidae.
AGGAGCCUUGGAUAUCGCCAGCCUGGAAAGACUUGUUGGGUGGCACGAACUUUGAGGUGUGGGCGGCGGGAGUCGCGCCGCGGGGGAAGGCAGACGGGCGGGCCUGCCGGGGUCCUAGCGGGUCCUCGGCGGGCCCGGGGGAGGACCCUCUUUGUGGCUGCAGUUGGCAAGAUGGCGCCGGUGGGGGUGGAAAAGAAACUGCUGCUGGGCCCCAAUGGGCCUGCGGUAGCGGCCGCCGGUGACCUGACCAGUGAGGAAGAGGAAGGCCAGAGCCUAUGGUCCUCGAUCCUGAGCGAAGUGUCCACUCGUGCCAGGUCGAAGCUGCCGUCCGGCAAGAACAUCCUGGUUUUCGGUGAAGAUGGUUCUGGUAAAACAACUCUCAUGACUAAACUACAAGGAGCUGAGCAUGGCAAAAAAGGAAGAGGCCUAGAGUAUCUCUACCUCAGUGUCCACGAUGAGGACCGAGAUGAUCACACACGCUGCAAUGUGUGGAUUUUGGAUGGAGAUCUAUACCACAAAGGCCUGCUGAAGUUUGCAGUUUCUGCUGAAUCCUUGCCAGAGACCCUGGUCAUUUUUGUUGCAGACAUGUCUAGGCCUUGGACAGUGAUGGAAUCUCUACAGAAAUGGGCUAGUGUUUUACGUGAGCACAUUGAUAAAAUGAAAAUUCCACCGGAAGAAAUGAGGGAGCUAGAACGAAAAUUUGUAAAAGAUUUUCAAGAUUAUAUUGAGCCUGAAGAAGGUUGUCAAGGCUCCCCACAGAGGAGAGGCCCUCUAACCUCAGGUUCGGAUGAAGAAAAUGUUGCCCUGCCUCUGGGUGAUAAUGUGCUGACUCAUAACUUGGGGAUCCCAGUGUUGGUGGUGUGUACAAAGUGUGAUGCAGUAAGUGUCCUGGAAAAGGAGCAUGAUUACAGGGAUGAGCAUUUGGACUUCAUCCAGUCACACCUGCGGAGGUUCUGCCUCCAGUAUGGAGCUGCCUUGAUUUAUACAUCAGUGAAAGAAGAGAAAAACCUUGACUUGUUGUUUAAGUAUAUUGUUCAUAAAACAUACGGUUUCCACUUCACCACACCUGCCUUAGUUGUGGAAAAGGAUGCUGUUUUUAUACCUGCAGGCUGGGACAAUGAAAAGAAAAUAGCUAUUUUACAUGAAAAUUUCACAACUGUGAAGCCAGAAGAUGCAUAUGAAGAUUUUAUUGUGAAACCUCCAGUGAGAAAGCUGGUUCACGACAAAGAGUUGGCAGCUGAGGAUGAGCAGGUGUUCCUAAUGAAGCAACAGUCACUCCUUGCCAAGCAGCCAGCCACGUCCACAAGAGCCUCCGAAUCCCCUGCAAGAGGACCUUCUGGCUCUCCAAGGACCCAGGGCCGGGGAGGACCUGCUAGUGUGCCUAGUGCCUCUCCAGGCACAUCAGUAAAGAAGCCGGACCCAAACAUCAAAAAUAAUGCAGCAAGUGAAGGGGUGUUGGCCAGUUUCUUCAACAGUCUGUUGAGUAAAAAGACAGGCUCUCCUGGAAGUCCUGGUGCUGGUGGGGUACAAAGCACAGCCAAGAAGUCAGGACAAAAGACUGUGUUGUCAAAUGUUCAGGAAGAAUUGGAUAGAAUGACUCGAAAACCAGACUCCAUGGUAACAAACUCAACAGAAAAUGAAGCCUGAUCCUCCUUAAAACAUGCAUAUGUCCAAUGACCAAAUAACUAUGUAUAUUGAUCUGCUAAGACCAGGAUUUUUCUGAUACGGCACAUGCUAUCAGUUUUUGGGGGCAGGGGAGAUGAACUUAAAAAAAAAAAAAAACUUCAUUGGCUUAUCUGAGUGUGAAAUGCACAUUUAGGAAAGUUAUAUGUCAGAUCCCUUUGUUAAGGAUAACCCUUGGACACUUGGGCACAUGGCUCUCUCGAGGGAGGCAAGCACAGCUGGGCUUCUUAUGGAGAUGAAGGUAAAGUGAGACAACGAGGACCCACUUUCUGUCAGGGUGGAGCAAAUGAGUAAAUCAUUACUCUGGUGGUUAGUCUGACCAGUUUCAUGUUAGCAAAUUCACUUGUUCCUGGGAAGCAGAUUAAAUAGCAGAAAGUCCAGGAAAGAGAAUGACUAAAAGGAGGAAUGAGAGAAGUGAUGGUGGGGAAGCUGAAGGUUGAUGGAGGGAGAGGAAGGAGAUGAGCAGUGUUAGUAAAUACUGUGUGUUCAGUAGAAGUCAAAGAAUCAUUGUUGAAGACUUAAAAUUAGAAGCAUUUCCAAACUAAACAUGAAGCAAAAUGGGAAUUAGACUUGUUCUGAUUGCAUCUUUACUUUUUAUGAAAGAUGUGUUGAUUGUGGGAGCACCUGAGUCCAGUGGAGCUGACUCAGGGCAGGAACAAUGGCAGCUGCCCACCACCCAUGUGCUUGGCCCAGGCUUUGUCCUCAUGGGAGGUGCUAGGCUCCACGUAUGUUCAUCAUGGAGCAGACAGUCACUGUGGGGUAGGUUCUAAGUCAGCAGUUAUAAAAUUAGUUUACUUUAAUUUUUUUUUAAUAGCUCUUGAUUUUUUUUUUUAAGUAAAAAAAAGUAACUUUUUUUUUAACUACCACAGGCUGGCCUACUAAUAGAAAAUGAGUGAUUGACCUCUCAUUUUGCCAUAAUGCAGUGUGGUACAGAAAGUUUGGGGGAGGUUUUUAAUGCAAUUGCACUCUGGUUAAUUGGUUUGCACCAGUCUGCCUUAUAAUCUGUGGGAAUCUUCACGGAGUUUCAGUGAUGCAGAAGGGUCUUGUCCUAACUCCCUGGUGCGAUGAUUGCUAUCAGAUGGACAAAUAAGUGUGAAUGUUUUAUAUUGAAAAUGGAAAUGACACAUUUCUCAUGUAUUUUUCAUAUAUUGUAGCUUUUUUUUUUCUUAAGGAAGUAAGAGUUUUCAGGUGUCUCCCCACUUAGGGCACAUUCAUGCAUCGUGAAUUGUCACAAUUGUCAUGUCACACCACCAUCCUGGAAAUGACUUUUGUGGAUUUGAAAUGGCACUUUUAAUUUUAUAUAUGACACAGAGCGUUUAAAUACAAACACUACCGUGAAGUUAAUGUAUAAAAUUUUGUUGUCAAACCAAGGGAAAAAAACCACAGUUCACUAUGUGGAGUUUACUUUUUUUUAUAUGAAUGUUUGUUGUACUGUGUCUGAGAAUAACUUCCCUAAUGUCAUUGCUUUUACAUACCUGAUUGACUGACCACUAAUGUAGUACUGGGUGUAACUUAAAUAUCUUUGUCGUAUAACAACUGUUAAGAUUGUCUUGAAUUGCUUUUGUAAAGGUCUGAACACUGUUAAGGAGAAAGCUGAGUAUUUACUUGCCUUUCUGACGACAAAAACACAUUUCUUGUGCCAGUUUUAUUGUUGAAAUAUACUAUUUUUUCCUUUUUUAAUUCAGUUUUUUUUUUAAAACAAAUGUAUUAUUGCUUCCAAUUACCAGAUUAUCUAGGUAAUGACGGUAAACUGACUGUGGAAUGAUAUUGUGGUGUAGUGACCAAUAGAUGUCAUACAGCUUGUGGCCACACUAAAGGUGGGUCACUUAAUCUCUCUCUAGCAGCUGGGGCAAAAUAAGUAACCUCAGAAACAAGAAGGACUUCUUAGAAAGGCACAUGCCUAAGAGGGAUACAGUGUGAUUGUAAAUUCUAAUGCAAAAUUUUAAUUUUUUGUUUAUUUUUUGUCAUUUAAACUGAUAAGCACUUUUUGUGUCAAUAUAAAAUGUACUAAACCUUUUGAAAUGUUAAGACACCUGUCUUGUGAAGGAAGGUUUCUUGGAGACCACUUUUAUUUUCUCAUGACAAGUGGGUGCUCCUGUUAUCAGAAGAAACUGAUACAUAGUGUCAUGUGCUCAGUGGUUGCCAAAGUCUACCAACUUUGGACUACAGGGUUCUUGGGGGGGGGUGAUUUUUGUUAUUUUGGGGCUUUUAAGCAUUGGAACCAAAGGCCGAAUAAUGAACAGCCUUUACUUUUUAAAGUAAAAUUCAUUUUAUUUGCAGAAUACAAUUGUAUGGUAGACUGUUGAAGACAAUUUUAUGCCUAUUUAUACACAUCGUAGUGAUUACAUCUGUUGUUUGUCUUUAAAAUUUAAAAAAAUUCAAAGAAAAAUAAGCCCAACUUAGAAGAUGUGGCCCAGAUAAAGGCCAUGAAUUGGUCUUUCCUACAAAUAUAACAGGUAUGCUGCUAGAUUAUUUUAUUUUGUUUGCACUUUUUUUGAUUGGCAUUUUAAAAUCAGUAUUUAAACUAAAGACAUUAUCGUGUUUUAUUAAUUUAAUGAAGUUGAAAGUGACUGCUCUGUACAUCAUGACCUUAACAAUGUUGAUGCUGUAAGUGAAAGUUCACUGUCUAUAUACUAAGUUUAUUGGUGUUUUUAACUUAAAAUUAGGACUGCAGAUUGUUCCCCACCAGCCUUAGUCCAGGGGUGUGGCUCUAUCCAGGUGCAGUAUGCAGUCAUGUGGAACCUUGCUUUCUAGUGCUGGAAAAAAAAAAGAUGUCUCUAAUUUACUGGCUUCAAUAAACAUGAAUCCAGACUGCUUA